UCGGGCAUCGGCUCGACCAAAUUUGGCCUUCAGCCGCGUCGCGAGUCGCAGUGUUACCGCGACUUUGGGGCAACGAACUGUCAACUGAUCCACCGAUCCUCGGCUGGGAAGCUGCCGAUUUGUUUUGACGUUGCCGAAGCCCGCACCGUGUGACAGCUGUGCACUGCUGUUGCAAACGAGAAGAGCCAGCAACGCAAUGUACGUUUUCGACCGCACGCCCUGGCUGCUGUUGCUCGCGUUCGCCAGCCACUGGAUGCUGGUGCCGCUGGCGACCGCCGACACAAUCGUGCACGAGCCGCCAGAUUCCGGAUUCGAAGGCGACCCGUGCAAACUGCACGAUGGCUCGCUCGGCGUUUGCCGUCCAGCAAACCAGUGCUCCUGGCUGAUGGCGAAAAGUAAAACGCCCGAAGAUCUGAUCACUUGCUCGUUCAACAUGUCGCUUCCGAUCAUAUGCUGUAUGCACGAGUUCGACAACACCCGGACCAUCACCCCGGCGAAGCGCAUCAGUGAGGCACAGUGUGACCAGUUUCCCAAGAGCAGCAACCUGGCGGACCACAUCAUCCACGGUGCCGAUGCGCAGUUCGGCGAGUUUCCGCACAUGGCCGCACUUGCGUACAACGUGUCGAACGCGAUCACCUUCAGCUGCGGCUCGUCGCUCAUCGCGCCUCGCUUCUUGCUGACCGCGGCCCAUUGCGUGACCGGGGUCCUCUUCGCCCGGCUCGGCGUCCUCGAGCUGCAGCCGAAGGUUAUCGUCGACACACCGAUCGACAUUGCGAUCCGGAAUACCACCCGCCACCCGGGCUACAACCCCGUGACGGUCAGCAACGAUAUCGCACUCCUCGAGCUGGAGGAGGAAGUGCCCGCCAAUCUACCGUACGCCCACCCGGCCUGCUUGUUCAUGAACACCACGGGUGAGCUGCUCGGUCCGGACGUGCCACUGUCCGUGCAGGGCUGGGGUUCCGUACAGGUGGGCGACACCAAUCAACCGCGGCUGCAGAAAGCAACGGUGAACCUUGUCGACAGGGAGGCCUGUCAGCGCAAGCAGGUGCCAAACCGCCGCAACAGGGACGGGCUGCAUCCGACGCAAAUCUGUGCGCUCGGGCGUGACACCAACGAUACCAUCGCCGACACCUGCGUCGGGGAUUCCGGUGGUCCGCUCGAGCUGAUAGUCGACGGGCGCCACUACCUCGUUGGGAUCAUUUCCGCCGGUUACGCGUGCGGUACAACCAUACCCGGCAUCUACACCGAUAUCGCGCCUUACAUAGACUGGAUCGAGUCCAUCGUGUGGCCGCAGCAGUAACCCCUCCGCGCUAUGCUGUGCCGUGCUGUGAAAUACGACGCAGCACUGUGUACUAACCAUCGGCACAGUCGCUUAGAAGCGGAGUUACCCUUUUUACCUUUUUCUGCCCUCGGAGGUGAUCACAGAAGCAUCGCUUUGAGCAUCGCCUGGUAGCACGUUUGUGUUACAUUAUUGAUCUUCUGUGAUAGGCUCACUCAACUAAAGACGCCCAAACCUGUUGCAAAACCUUUUUGAUUGAAAUCUUCUGGAUGGAUGAGCUCCUCAAAGCCACUCCGAGCAUUGCUGUAAUUGUGUAGCAUGCAUAUUUUCUAAUAACCAAACCCGAUCGUUUGCAACUCAAAAGUGGUACAUAGAUUGACACAUGUACCACGACCCUUUCCCACCCCGCUGAUCAUAUAUACAGUACAUUUCCGAUAUGGAUCGCUCAUAUGGGUAAACCCUGCUGGUAUUUUAAAAUUCUUAACUCCUCAUGAAAGGUUUGGAAAGUUUCAACCCACUCCUCUGCCGAUGCUGUCUCGGCAUUUAAACGAAUGUGUUAUAACGCUAAAUAGUCUAAGAUGUUUUCAAAAAAUAAACCUAAAAUACCUAGUGGUAAA
This is a messenger RNA of Anopheles coustani, 1896 nucleotides long. Its product is annotated as serine protease Hayan-like. Bases 197 to 1300 code for a protein of 367 amino acids. Lineage: Eukaryota; Metazoa; Arthropoda; Insecta; Diptera; Culicidae. The record is from RefSeq and is a predicted model, not a curated record. Gene Ontology annotation, biological process: proteolysis. The transcript is spliced from 3 exons. Gene Ontology annotation, molecular function: serine-type endopeptidase activity.